AUGGAAUCAGAAUUGAAGUAUUACGAAGUGCAAGACCCAUACAGGAGGGCUUAUUCUUAUUACAAAGAUGAACAUCUUUGUCUUUGGGAGGUUGCGCCCGAUGAGGUUGUAGCACACUGGGACUGGGACGUCCUUGUUGAAAAUGAUCAUUGGUACGAGGACGAGAUACUACCGGCAUUCAAGGAGCAUAACGAUCGCUUCUUGCGCAGAAGUCGAAUUAAAGCGACGUUUGAUAUGUCAACACUUGAAAGUGCUUUGCCCAGUAUGCUCCCUGGCUCAAUUGACAGAGACGCACUAUCUGGGUCGGAUCUGGACCAUGCGAGCCAACCGGACCCAUUAUUCAAUGAGGAUUGGAACCCCUCAAGCGGGGAGGAAAAUUGGCAGUUCGAAGACGAUUAUUGGGACACGGACGACGAAGCAGAGGAAUCCAAAGCAAUUGAUGAUGCAUAUAAGAUUCUGGAAGGCGACUGGUGA
Penicillium oxalicum is the source of this 474-nucleotide messenger RNA. RefSeq lists its product as uncharacterized. The record is from RefSeq and is a predicted model, not a curated record. The transcript has a single exon. Bases 1 to 474 code for a protein of 157 amino acids. NCBI's taxonomy places the organism in Eukaryota, Fungi, Ascomycota, Eurotiomycetes, Eurotiales, Aspergillaceae.